CAAACAGCCGCAGGCAGCUGUGGUGGGCGGCUCCGCGGGCAGUUUGGAGGACGCAGCUGUCAGCAGCUGCCUGGCAGGUGCGCCGCAGUGGUGCCUCUGCCGCUGCUGCCUGCACGCGCGGAACGGAACAGCACAGCACAGCGCGCGCGGUCCAGCUGCGACGCAAGCCCGGUGUCCGGAAGCGCCGAGGCCGACGCACACAUCCCGGAAACUCACCUCUACGUACCUGCGAACACGCGCACCGUCAGAAGUUGCUUUUUCCAGAGCAGUUCGACCGGAUCGGUGUUGCCAUUCAGACACACACCGCAUGGUGGCCACCAAAACUGUGAAUUGCUCGCCUCACGUGCUCCUUGGACCACGCCAGUGGUCCUUUAUGUGCUCUUGGCCACAGUUAUUGGGCAAAUGUUAUCCUAUUACGAAGUUACUGCAGGGCUGGCCCAGACAAUGGACAGAAAUGGUGUUCAAAAUCCCUCUAAAUUGACUUGGUGCUCCAAUGGUGGAAACAUUAGGGAAUGGAUUUAAACAAGAACAUAGAAUUACCAUGAUGCUACAAGUUACCAAUAACUGAUCUUAUUUAUUUGCUAUUUCAAAAUUCCUUAUUUUUAGUGCAUUGAGAAAUAAGUGUACAAACAACCCGCUUCGUUAUGGUGACUCCACCAUCAGAGGAAACACCUACAGAUGCAUCACACCAGAAACGGUUGUCAGUGGAUUUGUCAUUGCCAGCCCGUUGCCAUGGUGUAGAUAUUGCUUUCGAUGUGAGAGAAAUAAUUCCUCGUGACAAACUAAAACAGGAAUUUAAUGGUAAACUGGCUCAAUAUGGCAACUUUCCAGAUUUCAAAAACGAUUGUAGAAAUUCUUACCCAUCUCAAGUGUCAGAUACAUCUCCAAUCUUGGAGCCCAUCUCCACCAUUUCGUUACACACUGACCAGAAAGCAAUCAGUGACGUAGCAAAUUGUGCUGUUAAAUUUGAAGAAGGUACAAAAACAUCAGCAGACAAAAAUUCAGAAAAGGAUAGCAUCUGCAGCAGUAGCCCCUCCAGCAAGGAUCAUUCAGAGAAGACCAAAGUGCCGGAUGGAGGUUGGGGCUGGGUGGUUGUGAUUGCAUCACUUGUCAUCAGCAUGAUUGCUGAUGGUGUAAGUUUCUCCUUUGGGUUAUUAUUCAUACAGUUGCUGGAUCAUUUUGGUGAGAGCAAGAGCAAAACAUCUUGGAUUGGAAGUCUGUUCAUGGCAGUCCCACUUUUAUCUGGACCGGUUGGAAGUGCUUUGGUAGACAGGUAUGGCUGCCGUUGGAUGACCAUUAUAGGAGGCAUUGUUUCUGGCAUAGGUCUUACAUUGAGUGCGUUUGCUGAUUCUGUGGAAAUGUUGUACAUUACAUUUGGUCUGAUUGCUGGCUUGGGAUUAGGACUGUGUUACGUGACAGCAAUUGUUAGCAUUGCUUACUGGUUUGAUAAGAAGAGGACUUUGGCGACUGGUCUGGGCUCAUGUGGCACUGGAAUUGGUACCUUCAUCUAUGCACCAAUGACGACUUACUUUAUUGAAGAGUAUGGAUGGCGUGGGACGACGUUGCUCCUAGCUGGUACAUUCUUCAACAUGUGUGUAUGUGGAGCACUGAUGCGUGAUCCAGAUUGGUUGGUGCUUGAGCAGAGAAAGCAAGCCACAAGCCACUUGUACAAAUCUGGACGAGCAUCUUCAAGUUGUGCCUCUGUAUCUGGCCGAUCAGAUAAUGCUGGUGACUUCCCGGGUGUAGAUGGGAUCCGCAAAAUGCUCUCAAGUGGCCAUUCGCCAGAAUAUGUGCUGACGACAUUAGCUGCUAAUUUGCAGGACACAGACUUACCCCCAGGAGAAUCGGAGGUGGAUGGUACAAAAACUCCAGCUUAUAGUUCAGUUGUAAAUCUCCCCACAUUCAUUCAUAGAAGUGAGAAGGUUCCACUGGAAGUGCUGGAAUCACUCUGCACUAAGAGGAGAGUGUUCAGUGUAAUAAUGGAAAAUUAUCCAAGCCUACUUUCGUGCAGAAGUAUGUCAGAUAAAGGUAUCAACAAGCUUCCUGUAACAUCACACUCAGUUUCUCACCGUAUCCCAGUGUCAAUGGAGGUGCACAUUCCCAAGAAAGAAGAAUUAAUUCCAGCUUGCGAGUACGAAGGAAACGAUGCAGAAAAACCUACUCAGCAGGCUACAUCACCACUGCUGCCUAAUGGAGGAGUGACACAGCCAAUAAAUAUAAUUCCACUGGCUACAGGGCCAUCAAACUACCUGAAAGGCAUCCGUAUGCACAGGAAUUCUGUAAUGUACAGAGGUGCCAUGUUGAAAAUACACAAGUAUCGGUUGAGAGCGUCGUCCUGCCCUGAUAUCUAUCGUAACUCUAUGACCACCAUAGCAAAGGAAACAGAGGAGAAAUGGUAUUCUGAUAUACUGGACCUUUUGAGGGACAUUGUGGACUUCUCAAUGUUCUUGGAACUGCAUUUCCUAUUUACAUCACUUUCAACUAUCCUGCUUUUUACAUGGUUUAUCGUCCCAUACUUCUAUUUGGCUGAUUACAUGAUGCUCUAUGGAUACACUGAAAAUGAAGCAUCACUUCUGCUCAGUAUUAUUGGCCUCACUAACUGCAUUGGAAUGAUUGCUCUUGGAUGGGCUGGUGACAAACCCUGGGUGAAUGUAACCAAGUCAUAUGCUUUGUGCUUAGUGAUGUGUGGUGUGGCAACUGGAUUAAUGCCACUAGUCAUUACUUCAUACUGGAUGUUGGCAUUACUUUCAGCUCUAUUUGGUUUAUUUUUUGCAUCUUCAUUUUCAUUUACUCCAGCCAUUUUGGUGCAGCUAAUACCUCUUGACCGUUUCACAACAGCAUAUGGACUGAUGCUGCUUUGUGAAGGAAUUGGAAAUCUUCUUGGCCCACCAUUAGGAGGUUUGGUUUUUGAUCUGACUGGUUAUUGGGAUCUUUCCUUCUACUUAGCUGGUGUUUGGAUUGUUUUAUCAGGCAUUCUCAUUGCCCUGAUACCCAUAACGAAGAAUCAAGUUAUAUGUGGCAAAGGAACACUUGAAUUGGAAAAAGAACAAGAUCAGGACUCUGUUGAUGUACCAUAAAACUUCUUAAGGAAAAAAAAAUCAUUUUCAUCGAAAAUGAGCUAUCUUGAUUCAUGUUUGAGGCACAUAAGAACCUCAGCGUCCUGUAAUACUCUUAUUAGGUUGUGACACCAAUCUAAAAAAAAGCUGUUGGGUAAAUGUUAUGUAUGUGAAACUUGUUUGUUGCAACUGUAAUAAAUAGCUUUAAUCUCUUCAGUGACUGACGACCUAAUGAUAAACUGGCUUAAUAUACACAAUUUCCAUCAGAGGAACUUCACUUUAAUAGAUUUUCACAGCCUGAUUAUCAGUAGGGAAUAACGCUAAAUAGGUUAUGUUCAAUUAUUAAUUGUAUAUUUGUGUAUAAUGUUUGUCUUAUAAUAAGCACAAUCAAUAUGAACAGAGACUGACCAUAACUGGAGAGGUUCUUACUGGAUUUGAUAGUAUUUCGUUUCUCUUAAGGAUAAGAACACUUACAACCACGUUUAUGAUUGCAGAGCUCCAGGAUUGUCAAAAUAGCUAUUUUGUAGCCAAUAAGUUAGUGUAAAGUGUCAGAGGUUGAUGUUCACAAGAGGAUAACUUGCUAACAGCUCUGAUUAUAAUAUGCAGUUAUGGUCUGGGCAACACCAAAACACCGACAGUAAUUUAGUAGUGACAACACAAAUUCUUUGAAUCAUUUUAGUAUUUGAAAUCAUAAUCACAGAAAUAAAAACAAAAUCUUUUGACAUACCGUGUCUAGUUGAGUAGAAUGUAUUGGAUAUUAUUGUGUUCAUACAACAUGUGAAACACAUUUGACAAUUAUACAGAGUGUCUUAAACAGAUUGAGGCUAUGCUCUUAUAAAUGCAGGUAGCAUUAAUAUUAAUCCUUUAAAUUGCUUGCCUAUAAUUAAAAAAUUAAUAUGCUCCUUCUUUUUACAAAGAAAGAAUUAUAGAAGCUCCUGAACUUUUUGUGAAUGUUGUAGUUGCGCAAUUAAGUGGAAAAAAUUCGUAGCAGAUCUACUUCUCUCCUACACACAUUCUUAGCUUUGCAUAGCAUAACAGUUAUUGCUCCAAGUUUGACAGUUAUUUUAUUUUCAUUGAUAAAAAGUUAUUGUUAUCUAAAUUAGUUGCACUUAAGUGUUAGAUAUGAGCAGUUAAAGUUAAAAUGAUCUGAGUGAGGAACAAUUCCAUAAAUUCCCCAGAAAAUGUGUGCAAGCCUUAAAUAAAAGGAGUGACUUCCUUAAUUGGUUUAAUUACAUAUACAGUUGUCACACCAUAACCUACCGGAAUCAGUUUUCUAUUCUAUGACUACUUAUACCACAUAUAUGUGAAUAAUAUAUUUCACCAAAUUAUCUGCGCACCCAAAUUUCAAGGGGGGGGAGAGACUGGUUUUAAUUUGUCUUUGUUUAUACAUUGUGUAUCUUGCUGUUUAAGUGCAGCUUUGAGUGGCUAAAAUACACACACACACACACACACACACACACACACACACACACACACACACACACAUAUCGAGUUGUUGGAGGAUGGAUGUUAUGCCUCCAGGGGUAAUAACAGCUAAUUUUCCCUUUUUGUAACUUGUCUCGCACUUCCUCAAUUAUGUCUGUAAAAGUUGCCCAGGACUGACAUGGUACAUAAAUUCAGUAACGCUACAAGGUGACAUUGCCAAACAUGGCACCCAGUCAACCGCAAGGUCAUUGUCCAUCCGCCCCUUCAGGGUCACUGUCACCGAUAUGGCUUUCAGUGAUCUUUUUGCAAUAGUUUCUUUUACAUUUUACGUUAGGUGGUAGCUUUCAUCCAUUGCCAGUUACACACAUCACUGUACACCUUUGCCACUCAUUGCUGCCAGUUCGUAUCAUGACGCUGGAGUCCCCUUGGAUCUGUAGUAACAACUAGCAAUAAUAUAAAGGAAUGUUUGCAGUGAAAAUUUAUCUUUUAGUGAUGAAAAUUCACUACUUUUCCUCCAGUCAUCUGGCAGCUGUUGAGCAAUGGUAGUUUUGCUCUGGAAAAAUCUUGAUAGCAGCUAGCCCUAGCUAACAUUGAAACCGGUGAUGCUUAGUUCUUUGGCUGAAGCCAAUGCUUUGAUUUGGCACCUUUCACUUGUCACUGGGCAUCCACAUUGUCACUUCUCGCCCACAUAAUUGCAGAGCCUUUUUUCGAGGUCCGUAUGCUUUGCUUUUUGGUUGUGAAAUCCCUGGUGAUUACGGUUUGUUGCUUGAAGGCGCAUUUUGUUUUUUCACCAUUCGCAAAUAAAACACUUGCUCACAUCCUACUUUAUUCCCACUGCACUGUUUCCAAUGUUCUCUGCUCCUUCAAUAAUUUCAAGUUUUUUUUUAGCUGUGUAUGAGCAGUAUCGAGAACAUCCAUAAUUAAUUAGUGGUUAAUAUGUCACUUCUAAUGUGCUAUUGAUGUCACAGACUGAGGCCACGACAACACUAUAGUAUAAUGGGAUCUAUUGUUAGAGGUGGACAGUACCAACCUUAUUACAAUUAAUCUACACAACCCAGCAUUUCAUCCGUAAAUUCGGGGUAAAAACGAAGCACAGACUAUUCAUGUCUGUACGGUAUUUGAACUCUUUGAUUUUGUGCUGAGAUUGAUUUCUAGAUUCCUUAUUCUAGUGAACAUAUAGCAGUAAGAGUACAAAGUGUAUUUGGAAUGGGAUGUUGCAUUCAUUUGUCGUAGAUAAUUUUCUGAACGUUUUCCAUUUGAGAAUCCCUAACACAGUACUUGAAAGUCUGCUACAGUUUUUCUAUAAUAUCUUCUGUUUUCAUCAGUGUGGAAGCAAACUAUUCUUUACCCAAGUCUUUUUCGUAUGUAAGGAUGAUUUUUAUCUUAGAAUCAGUAAAAGACUCAUCCUAGGGCUGUGAAGAAAAAUCUGUUAGAACAACCAUUACAGUGGUAGAAAAUUAUUUAUUUCAUUGGACUGUUGUUGCAAUUUGAAAUGCAGCAGCUGCUUCUCAAUUAGUUGGUUUGGCAUUGUUAUACUUUUUCUUUGGUUCUUUUUUACUUAUGGAGAAAAUUUUAAAUUAUCCAUAGAAAAAUAUUUUAAAACAUUGUGUUUGGAAUAUAAUGUGACUUGUGGCUCCCAGUUUUGCAAUAGAAUUGAGAAAGAUGUAAUAGGAUCUGUCUGCUUAAUUGAUUUUUCCCUCCUCUGCAUUUCCGGAAAUGGUUGAUUGUAUUAAAAGUGUGACAUUUAAGACUGUGAGCUAUCAGUGAGUUAUUGAGUUAUCAAGUGAGUUAUUGAGUUAUCAAGACAAUGAAAAUCUCAAAUGCACAUACUCAUCAGUGGAAAUUCACUUGAGAAACUGAAUUAGUGGAAAUAAGAGGUGAAAUGAGCUUCAUGUAUGAUAACAAUAUCUUAAUGUUCAUGAGUAAGGCAUAUGUUGAACAGAAGUAGUAGCUAACUGGUGGCUACUUGUCUCUAAAUUACUGAUGUAGUAAAAUAUGAAUUUAACAAUUGGAUGUCGAUGUUAACCAUUGUGAUUAGAACUUCACAAGUGUAUAGUAAAUGCUGAAGCCACGUCUACAAUAAAUCCUUUUGGAUCUUCUUACUCUGUAACAACAUUUUGAUUUCUUUUCUUAGGACACGAAAUUUGAAGGAUGUAGCAAAGAAUUCUGCAUCUUUGUCAAUCAUCCAGUUGAAAAUUUGCCUCCUGCGUAGGAGGCUUUUAGCAAGUUAGACGUUUCUGGAUGUGAUGUUUCUGGGUGUCCAGUCAUAUACUUCAUUUAACUCAUUUUUGAAUGUCCUGUUGUAAGCAUAAUAAAUUUGUUGUUAACUUUUGCAUACAAUAAUUAUUACACGCCAUGCUGAAUGACAGAAUAGUGGUUUGCAUCCUUGUGGCCUACAACGAACCACCCCAGUAUAUUGAUGCCCUUUUUCUGUGCAGUACAGGUGUAACAAUUUGUACAUACAUAAUUGUACACAAUGACAAUGUAUUCAUUCCAGCCUUUGCUGGAGAUAAUGAAUGUGAAUUUCCACAUCAUUAGAAUUUCAAACUUUCUACAGAAAGUUAUAAUCAUGCAUGAAGUUUCUGAUACAAUUCAUAAGUACUCCUAUUUGACAGGGCAGAUUUUUUUAAACAUCACAUAAUUUUGGACUAAUGAUAAAUGGUAGUAUUGCACAAAAUGAUUUUUUUGAAAUCUGGAGAUGAUCAGAAUUCCUUUAGACUGGUUACUCUCCUUCCUUGUGCUUCUAAAAUUAUUAGUCUGUGGUAGCCUUAAUUUCAGUUUAUUGUGAUCUUAACAGAUUAAUAUAUUAGCAUUUAUACAAGGAAAUUUGUAAUUUUGAUAGCAUAGUUUGUCAAGCUGGUUAUUGAAAGUGCAUGAAGAAGUUCACAGAGAAAGUUUGAUGCUGUAUUGAAGAAAUAGAUCUUGUGCCUUUUCUUGUCUAUAUAGUGUAUUGAUUGAUCUGUCUUCGCCAGUCAUCAUUCACAUUUCAUUGUUAAAAUUAAAAUUAAUGUAUUUACAUAAGCAAAUUGUUGUUUGUAGUAUUCUCAGGACCAUAAUUGUAUUCAUUAGCUUUUUCAUAGUGUCCUCAAUUUAUAUGAAAUGAGACAUUACUUUUACAAAUUUAUUCUCAGAACUGUUCUAAAAUUAUUGCACUCAAAUGUAGUGCUUCGUUGAAUUUUGUAAAGUCUAAACUAAAGCAAUAAUGUUUAUUCUACUAGCUAUAAUUAUUUUUGUGUGUAAUGUCUUUCAUAUGCUGUUAUGGCAUGUGAUACAUAGUGGUAUUAAUUAGGAAAGCUCAGAAAAAGUAAUUACUUUUAAAGAUUUCAUUUGAUUUCCCAACUCUGUUUGAAAUUACACAUGACAUGUACAUAAUCUGUGUCUUUCAAGUGAAGUGCUAUAUCUUUUAAUUGUAUUUAUCUUGCUACAGUUUAUCUCACUUUCACGUUAAGAGUAGAGGAAGAGAGAAAUUGAGAUGAGGAAACCUUCAUGCAUGGAAAUAAGAUUCUCUCUCCCCUACAUUACGGGUUAUCAGACUGUUUAUUUUUGGUAAUCGUGCAGUUAUAUUCUCUGCAUUUGGUUAAUACUGAUCAGAUGCUGUAAAGCCAAAGUGAUAUUAUUUUACAGACGACAUAUUUCUUUAUUUGAUGAAGAGUCAGUGAAGUAUCUAUGAUCAAACAUUAUUACGCCUACUUUGAAAUGUAAAUACAUACUGAAAUUUUGUUCUGAUACAAAAUUCAGCGACUGAAAAUAUUGUGGUUGUAAUAAUUAUAUAUAUCACUGAAAUCAUUUUUUUUUAAUUGUUCAUAUCAUCUGCCGUGUUCCUCUCACUAAGUGUUAGGCAGACUAGGCUGUGAUUGUGAAGUAUUGUUUGGUUUGUUGUAGAAAGUUUCUCUUUAUUUCUGUCAAAGUACAACUUACAUUACCAAAGUCCUGCUCAGUAUUUUAAGUAGAUUCUAUUGAAAGUACUAAUGUAAGUACUCACAAUUUAAAGACUGUAGUAGUAUCAUAAUUAUACAUUUAUUAUUAAUUCAUUUAGUAAAAAAGAAUUUAUCUUGUAAUUUGUUAAACACAAAUUAAAGGGGGCUGUCAAGUUUAUUGGGUGUAAUGUAGUGCCUUUCAAAAUGAAAAUUUUAGAAAUACAGGUUUAUUGUGAGACUGA
Messenger RNA from Schistocerca nitens (vagrant locust), 8640 nucleotides. Its product is annotated as monocarboxylate transporter 14-like. The record is from RefSeq and is a predicted model, not a curated record. The transcript is spliced from 8 exons. The coding region runs from base 645 to 3077 and encodes 810 amino acids. Gene Ontology annotation, molecular function: monocarboxylic acid transmembrane transporter activity. NCBI's taxonomy places the organism in Eukaryota, Metazoa, Arthropoda, Insecta, Orthoptera, Acrididae. Gene Ontology annotation, biological process: transmembrane transport; monocarboxylic acid transport.